UCUUCAUGCCGACACAGGACACAGGGGACUGGUCAACCUCAGAAUCAGAUUCACAAGCCUCCAACAUCCCCAUCCACAUCCAACUUCGACGCCUCACAGCAACUGACCGCCCUCCACCGACGCAGGUCUGAACUCUCGAGAGCUAAAUAAAUCAACGAGGAAGUCGCAGUCUCCUACAUCGCAAUAUCUGUCCACCUGCGCCAGCGAUUUUCUACUGACAGAGGCCCAUAACUGCGCACCGAACAGCCCUAUCGCAACCCGGUGCUACCCCCAACAGCAACCCACCGCUGGACCUCUUGUUAUCCCGCGACCAUGACGGCCGAUGCUCCUGGGACUUUGAGUACCCCCGGCGGCAUCUCUGACCCCGGGCUGAUCAAACUUGUCAACAAGCUUCAGGAUGUCUUCACGACUGUCGGCGUCAACAACCCGAUCGAUCUUCCCCAAAUAGUUGUGGUCGGUAGCCAGUCAAGCGGGAAGAGUUCAGUAUUAGAAAACAUUGUCGGCCGCGACUUUCUACCUCGUGGCUCCGGCAUCGUCACUCGCCGCCCCCUUGUGCUCCAACUUAUCAACAGGCCUGCACAGGCGAACGGCGUCGACUCGGAGAUUACCAACACCACCGAUAAGGCGGCAAAUACGGAAGAGUGGGGCGAAUUCCUACAUAUCCCGGGCCAAAAGUUCUACGACUUCAACAAGAUUCGUGAUGAGAUUAACAGAGAAACCGAGGCCAAGGUUGGUCGGAAUGCGGGCAUCUCUCCUGCCCCGAUCAACCUCCGUAUCUUCUCCCCCAACGUCCUCAAUCUCACUUUGGUCGACUUGCCCGGCCUGACACGAGUGCCCGUUGGUGACCAGCCACGCGACAUUGAGAGGCAGAUCCGGGACAUGAUCCUCAAGUACAUUCAGAAAUCCAAUGCCAUUAUCCUGGCCGUGACGGCUGCCAAUAUUGAUCUGGCCAAUUCGGACGGGCUGAAGUUGGCUAGGGAGGUAGACCCCGAAGGUCAGCGGACAAUUGGUGUGCUCACCAAGGUCGAUCUGAUGGAUGAGGGCACCGACGUUGUCGAUAUUCUGGCUGGGCGCAUUAUCCCGUUGCGACUAGGCUACGUCCCGGUCGUGAACCGUGGGCAAAGAGAUAUCGACAACAAGAAGCCCAUCACUGCGGCCCUCGAGGCCGAGAAGAAUUUCUUUGAGAACCACAAGGCGUACCGGAACAAGAGCUCGUACUGCGGCACACCGUACUUGGCACGCAAGCUGAACCUGAUUCUCAUGAUGCACAUAAAGCAGACUUUGCCGGACAUUAAGGCCCGCAUUUCCAGCUCGCUACAGAAGUACACGCAGGAACUCGAGUCUUUGGGGCCAUCGAUGCUUGGCAAUAGCGCCAAUAUUGUUUUGAAUAUUAUCACCGAGUUCACCAACGAAUGGCGCACCGUCUUGGAUGGCAACAACACGGAGCUCUCCAGCACGGAGCUGUCAGGAGGCGCCAGAAUCAGCUUUGUCUUCCACGAGCUGUACUCGAAUGGGGUCAAGGCCGUAGAUCCCUUCGACCAGGUCAAAGACGUCGAUAUCCGCACCAUCCUGUACAAUUCGUCCGGUUCCUCACCGGCUCUCUUUGUGGGCACGACGGCAUUUGAGCUGAUUGUCAAGCAGCAAAUUAAGCGGCUGGAGGAGCCGAGUUUGAAGUGCGCGUCGUUGGUUUAUGACGAGCUCGUGCGCAUCUUAACCCAGCUCCUCAGCAAGCAGCUGUACCGGCGCUACCCGCAGCUGAAGGAGAAAAUACACGCUGUGGUCAUUGCCUUUUUCAAGAAGGCCAUGGAGCCGACUACCAAGCUGGUUCGGGAUCUUGUAGCUAUGGAGUCUUGCUAUAUCAACACUGGGCAUCCUGAUUUCUUGAACGGCCACAGGGCUAUGGCGAUUGUCAACGAGAGGCAUAACGCCGCGCGGCCAGUCCAGGUCGACCCAAAGACCGGCAAGCCCCUGAGCACAACGCCGGCGAGAGCAGCCAGUCCGACGCUGGGGGGCUCGGACGGCGACUCCUCAAACACGGGCUUCUUUGGUAGCUUCUUUGCCGCCAAGAACAAGAAGAAGGCGGCAGCCAUGGAGCCACCACCGCCGACCCUCAAGGCCUCCGGCACACUGUCGGAGCGCGAGGGGAUUGAGGUCGAGGUGAUCAAACUCCUCAUCCAGUCUUACUUCAACAUUGUCAAGCGAACCAUGAUCGAUAUGGUUCCCAAAGCUAUCAUGUUGAAUCUUGUCAGCUUUACAAAGGAUGAGAUGCAGAAGGAGCUGCUGGAGAACAUGUACCGCCAGAGCGAGCUCGACGACCUGCUGAAGGAGAGCGACUAUACGAUCCGGCGGAGGAAGGAGUGCCAGCAGAUGGUCGAGUCGCUGUCGCGCGCCAGCGAGAUUGUCAGCCAAGUGCAGUGAGAGUUUGGUGUCUUGAAGGUAGAUAUAUUUUUGGGUGGUGGAGUUGGAAGUGUUGUAUGCCUACCAGCCGUACGGAUCAUUCAAUGAGAUUCCCCCAGAUAGCAGAACGAUAAUUCUCAAGAAUCCAUUAUAUCCAAUAGUUAACAUGCCUGGCAGUGCUAGUU
This is a messenger RNA of Canariomyces notabilis, 2582 nucleotides long. RefSeq lists its product as uncharacterized. Lineage: Eukaryota; Fungi; Ascomycota; Sordariomycetes; Sordariales; Chaetomiaceae. Gene Ontology annotation, molecular function: microtubule binding; GTPase activity; GTP binding. The record is from RefSeq and is a predicted model, not a curated record. Bases 313 to 2418 code for a protein of 701 amino acids. The transcript has 6 exons. Gene Ontology annotation, cellular component: microtubule; cytoplasm; membrane.